CGUUGUAGGCGAAAAAUCGAUUGGCAUAUUAUGCCUCUGAUGUGCUUGAUGUAUCUUAUGACUUUUGCGGACAAAACUACACUUGGACAGUCCGCAGUCUUGGGAAUUAUACCCGGUGCACAUCUCAAUCAGAACGAGUUCAACUGGUUGGGAACUAUCUUCUACCUUGGUUAUCUGGGUUUUCAAUAUCCGCAAAAUCUGGCACUCCAGCGAUUCCCCGUCGGGAAAUGGAUUAGCCUUAACAUCUUUGUAUGGGCCGUGGCGCUGUUAGCACAUGCGGCAUGCAAAUCUUUUGGGGCUCUUUUCGCCGUCCGCUUUAUUCUCGGCAUAUGUGAAGGUGCGAUUACACCCGGCUUCAUGAUCGUCACCUCGAUGUUCUACACCCGUGACGAGCAAACAAAAAGAGUCGGUUACUGGUUCUUGAUGAAUGGAUUUGCCAUCAUCUUCCUGGGUUUUGUGGGUUUUGGCGUCCUCCACACAAAAACCCACAACUUCAUGGCAUGGCAAUGGUUGAUGAUCGUCACUGGCGCCAUCACGUUGCUCACUUCCGUCGUUUUCUGGUUCUUGUUCCCAGAUUCUCCAACCACCACUUGGUUCUUGACUCCGGAGGAACGUACUCUUGCUGUACAGCGAAUCAAGGUAAACCAGUCCGGUGUUGAAAACAAGCACUGGAAACGCGAGCAAUUCGUGGAGACACUUCGCGAUCCCAAGGUUUGGGUCAUGGCGCUUUUCGCCGCUGUCGGAAAUAUUGUCAAUUCUCUAACCAACCAGAGACAGCUGAUCGUCAACCAAUUUGGGUUUACCCCAAUUCAAACCACAUUGCUUGGAUGCGUUGAUGGUGUCGUAGAAAUUUUCACAAUCUGGCUCGGAGUUACGCUAGCUUCAACUCGCCUUUUCGGUCGGGCAUAUGCUGGAGCGUUGAUGUUCAUUCCCGCGCUUCUUGGUGCAAUUUUGGUGAAUACAUUGCCAUCACACAACAAAGUUGGUUUAUUAUUUUCAUACUGGAUAACGAUCUUCGCUUUCUCACCAUUUGCCAUUUUCCUUGGAUGGGUUGGAUCCAUCGUUUCUGGACACACCAAACGGACAACAACGAACGCCAUUGUUUUGUGCGCGUAUGCCAUCGGCAAUGCCGCAGGGCCGUUUAUGUGGAAACGGCGUUAUCAACCGCGAAAUCACACUCCGUGGGCUAUUAUCGCUGUCUGCCUCUUCGUGUCCGCGAUGUUACUCUUAAUACUUCGAUUCAUGUUGAGAUCUGAGAAUAAACGGCGGGAGGCGGAAGAAAGAGAUGAUGCCUACGACAACAUGUACAUCUCUCAACAACUACCUGAUGGAACAAAGACGAAAAAGCAUCUUGAUCGGGCCUUCCUUGAUCUCACUGACCUCCGCAAUCGUGAUUUCCGUUAUAUUUUGUGAUAACAUUUCUGGAUGCCGCGGGAUCUUGACACAUGUAUGACGUUUGUUUAUAGGGGUUAGAGAUGCCCUGAUGGAAAGUUAGAUCUUGACAGCGUAAGGAGGCCUUUUCAUAGCAGCGUCUAGGGGAAUAUAUGUGGCACCUUCACUGGUG
Molecule: messenger RNA, 1564 nt
Organism: Laccaria bicolor S238N-H82
Lineage: Eukaryota; Fungi; Basidiomycota; Agaricomycetes; Agaricales; Hydnangiaceae
Exons: 19
Coding region: 31-1413 (460 amino acids)
Biological process (GO): transmembrane transport
Cellular component (GO): membrane
Molecular function (GO): transmembrane transporter activity
Source: RefSeq, a predicted model, not a curated record